AGUUGAGGAGCCUGUUGCGAAAGGCGAAUUGGAAAGAUAAGGAGGGAGUGGACAAGAAGGUGGUUGACCGGAGUGAGAUUGAUUUGAGUAAAUUUGCAAGGAUGAGUUGCAGGGCGUCAAGCUGAAUAUAAUUUUGGCGCAUAACUCGUAUAUGAUUGGGACUGUAUCGACUGAGACCGAGAAGAAAAAGUACCGUGAGGCGAUUCAGAGUUUAAGCCAAGCCAGAAAAUUGAAUACGAAGAGAGUCAAGAACGCUCGGGAGGGGCGCAGGAGACCAGACUUCUUUGAUGCUACUGGCAAAUUGACUCUGUCUGGAUACCCGCACAUGGAACAUGAGUUCAAAGUAGAGCUGCAAAAGGCAUUCGAGAGGUUCUUGGACAAUGAAGCAGAGAAGGAAGAAGAGGAGAGUCGGAUACUCUUGAUGACCGAAGAAAAGAAAAGGCAGGAAGCAGAAGAGGAGACGAGGAAGAAAAUCGAGCAGGAGGCAAUUAAAGAGUAUUUAGAGAAGGCUGCGAAGGCCGAAGCUGAGGUGCAGAAGAAGAGGGAUGAGUUGAAGAAGAAGCUCAGGGAGAGGCCAGGCUUGACGCAGCAGCAGAUUGAGUUUAUUGUUGAGGAUGUGCAUCCUACGAACCAUAACCAUGCUGCUCUCCUCAUGCAGGUCGCUCAGGGAUCUGAAGAACAACCUACUAAGGCGCCGAUGGCCACUUCGACGACCAUUGAGAGCAAUAAUGCCUCUUUUCAAAAGGUGUCUAGAACCCUAAGUUUCAGGAACAUUGUUGGGAAGUUCGUUUCAAAGAAACAAGUAGAGCCUAGUAUAUCUACCACCAGCACACUGCCCUCGGCAUGGCGGGACCCAGCAACAAAAACCGGUUUUGCUAGGCUCGAAAGCUGGUAUAUCUCCGAGGCAACAAGUUUGCAAGGAGGUGGGCGCACUCCAGCACCAUUACCGCAUUCCUGGAUGAUCAAAGCCUUAAUGGAAGCCGAAAAAGAUUAUUAUAAAGGCCGUAGAAAGUCCAAAUCAUUCAAACCGGUGUGGGAAGUUCUGCCCUUACUAUCCCCUUACCUAAUCCAGCAGAUCAAUGAUCUUGUCACGGAACGGAAGGAGCGAGGAAAUCUAUUUGAUUGGUCUAUAGUGCUGAUUGACAUUCCUGAGAAGAGUGAAAUUAGGAGAUCAGUCAAAAUUGGACCAUUCAAGUUCCACCUUGAAGAUGAAAAACCUAAUGUUGACGGCAUUUACAUUAUUCUCAAGUACGAGGAAAAGUCGGUAAAGUCCCCUGGGGUAAUAUUCGUGGGCUCCAGGGGAGGUGAACGGUCUAGAAGUCGAAGCCCGGACUCCGCCGCGAGCGAAGGUUCUAAUACUCGGCACCGACGCUCGUCAAUCCCCAAGCAAGAGCGCGAGCGCGUGCGGCCUCGGUCUAUUGCUAGACGCAUGUCUAGUACCUCUCGACCUUCGCACAUCAACCAUUUACCAGCAAUGUACAGCAACGCAGCCCCCCGCGGACAACAUUACCCUAGUCCUGCAGUUCGCGUCGCGUCUGUUGAUGACUACACAAUACCCCCAAAGGAGACCUACCAUUCCAACAGGUAUCGAGAACCAGAAGUCAUAGCGGAAAGGGGAAGGCAUAUGACGCCUAUAGCAUCGCGAUAUCCAUCUCCAGUCAGAUAUCGUUCAUCUGCAAUUGCCCGGCCAGAAGAAGAUAUUUAUAGACCAAAUUCAAGGAAUGUGUUACCACAGCGAGACAUAAGUCAUUGGGGGCGCUAUACUACAUCGCCAGAGAGGGUUGCCGACUACACCGACAUUCGAAUCGAAAGGGGCGACCGUAGACCGGUCUCUGUUAUGGAGCCCCGAAUCUCAGAGAAUUAUUAUUCGUAUAGUGACACUAGCGACGAUGAUUUAGAUAUCGACAUCCGCCAUGCACGCCAGAGGAACAGCAGAGAACGCGAAAGAGUUCGGUAUUCAAAUCAGAGACAAUCUUCUCCUCUUCGUUCCAGGAAUUUGAGAGCGACAGUCGUGGAUGAAGAUGACGAAGUUGAACUGUUGUCCUCAGGGGGGGAGAUCGCGGACCGAUUGAUAACAAAGCAUACAAGGCCCCUUGCGGAAUCGGGAAGUAGGAACAAAGGAGUAGAGCAGCAUCUCAACAUAAAUGGGGAGGGAGCGAUUCAACAGCCGACGGCGCUUUCUGAUAUUACUGAGGAAGAUGAGAAGGCAUCUAAUGGGAAAGGGAAUGCGGAGCCUAAGGAAGCUAAGGAUUUGAAUGGUUGAUGGCAGGAAAUUAAUGGUAUAGGACCUUUAUGUCACAGACUCACAACACUAAGAUAUAAUAUCAACUAGGUUCUAUUGAAUGAACUAAGCUUAAGAGAUGCAAUAUCUACC
This is a messenger RNA of Amorphotheca resinae ATCC 22711, 2374 nucleotides long. RefSeq lists its product as hypothetical. The record is from RefSeq and is a predicted model, not a curated record. The transcript has 4 exons. The coding region runs from base 152 to 2263 and encodes 703 amino acids. Lineage: Eukaryota; Fungi; Ascomycota; Leotiomycetes; Helotiales; Amorphothecaceae.